AUGUGGACGACUCGCACGGAAGCGAACCGGACACCCAGCCGGGGCGCCACGGACCUAAGCGGUCGCCGGACAAUCGCGGGCCUACCUGCACGCCCGAAGGUCGAGUCGGUGAAAAAAGCCCCGGCCGACGCGCCCACGCCGGCCCGUUCCCAGAAAGCGCACCGAAAUGAAGGAAUGCGCCGCGCUAAAGUCACAAACCUGUUCCACAAUAAUGAGGCGACCGAAAAAAAGUCGGAGAGACGUUGGAAAAAAAACACCGCCGCUCAGCUGAUUCGCCGAUCUGAGGCGCCCCUCUACCACGGAACCGCGCUUUCGGACGUGUCGCUCCGCUGUCGCUGGCUUUCGCGCGCCAAGCGAUUUUUUGCUAAGCAACAUUUGUCGGGAAAACUACUUGUUGAAUACACUUAUUUUAUACGAUCGAUUUGUGUACAAACGUUUCCUGAUAAAAAUACGCCC
Molecule: messenger RNA, 456 nt
Organism: Iphiclides podalirius (scarce swallowtail)
Lineage: Eukaryota; Metazoa; Arthropoda; Insecta; Lepidoptera; Papilionidae
Source: the annotation of a GenBank genome assembly